AGCGCCCUCUAUCUGUUUCUCACACCAGUGGUUUCCUAAACAAAUUUUGUCGUAAAAGUGUUUUAUUUCAUCUAAAUACCCGAGCAAUAUCAAAUAUUUAUUGUAAAAUCCUACCUAUAACGCAACCGGAACCAUGUCAUCGUCUGCCGAGCUAUGUAUUCCUGCAUUGGUUUAGCUAACAAUGUGCAAUCUCAAAGGCAAACAGUGCAGCAAAAAUUUUCAACCCUUCCCCCGAACGUAAAUGGCCGUCAGCGAGGAACGCUAGAAAUCCGCCUUCCUGUUGGUUCCUGUAUUCGGUGGAAAAGUGCCAAAAGUUACCCUGCUGUUGAUAUUCAGCUACUCUGGUGGGGUCAACAGGAGGUUAGUCGGUUGCAUUGGGAACAGGGCAAUACUCGAUCUAAUCUGCGGGCUUCUUACGACAUAUUGACCAGUGAGGAACUGUUCCGAAAGUAUUUGCGUGCAGCGGAGCCAAUUCAGGUGCGCUUGGCUUCAAGCAGGACUAAUAGUUUGAUCGGAACGGCUCUAGUUCCGGUUCCCGAGAAAAUAGUAAACUUUCGUGCUGGUGGAUGUGGUCAGAUAGAAGCUACUAGCAAGGGGGAAAUAAACAGCAAGAGUGGUUUCGGUUUGGGGGAGUUUUGCAUGGACUUUUAUUUGAAGUUUGACGAAAUAGCGCGUAGGCGAGACAACAAAGAAAACAAAAAGAUAAUGGUGCAAGAUUGUAAAAAGGAGCUACCGUUGGUAGUGCCCGAGCGUGACGUCGACUUGAUAAUCCAAGGUGAUUCGGUUCAUCUACAUCAAGGGAAACCACCGAAACAGCAGAUUAAAACGUUUCGAUCUUUGGGGUCUGAUUCUCGCGACAAAGUUCUCAACUACUUACUGGGAAAAGCAGUGUCUGGUUCUGAAGACGACGCUCUAAGCGAAAUAUGUACCAUUUCCCCGACGGAGAGUUUGAUGGAUGCAUUGAAUAGAUUCGAUACAGCUCCUGAACAGAAGAAAGCUGAGUACCUGAAAACAAUAGAUUCCGUUAGAUUGUCUGUUGAGUCUUUAAAAUUCACAAAGGCAGGUCUAAAGGAGGUAUUCCACAAAUCCAAAAUGAUAUCGCUAGCAGAUAUCGGUUUCCUAAUCAAGGUUAAGAUUCCGUCUCAAUCAAGUUCUGUACCAAAAAUAAAGUUCAGCUCCGCAUCGGUUUCCGAUUGUGGAGAGGCUGUCUUCAACGGAAAAGCUACGACCAAAAUAGUUUGGCCACAGAAAUAUGACGACUACCAGUUCGACUUUCUGGUCUACCUGACUCUAGGUCCAGUUUUUCAUCAGAGAUCCACUACCGGCAAACUGAUCUUCCUGGGUUCGGCUGUUGUUAAACUUGACGAGCUUUUGAAUAACAGAUUCGCAUGCUACAAAAAGUGUCCCGUCAGGUUGGUUGCGGACGACAUUUUGCUUGGAAUGCUCACUAUUCGACUGGAGCUUGGUGCUCGAGGGCUUCAUUUCGGCUCGGAUCUGAUAGAUGCCGUACUGGUAGAUAAAGAAAAUAUUUCGAUAAGCAGUUCUUCCAGUGAAAGCGACAUCCGGGAACCGUGUUGGUCAUUCAAACCAUCUUUGAACAGGUGUCACGAUCUGCUUCCGAUACAGUCCCAUUUUCAAUACCGCCCUAUUUCUUGCACUCAAGACGAGAGUAGAUCCGGUAAAUCAGCAUCGAAAAGUUUUCUUCAAAACCAAGCUAUGCCGAACCAUCAAUCGGCUGGAUCAAAGGAACUUUCUCAUUCAAAGGAAAACUCUUCACCUGACCAGGGUCCGAGAGCAAUGGACACUCACGAAGAUACGCAGGAACAGGCGGGAAAACUUCUACAUGGAGUUCUUCAUUUGGGACAGCUGAAAGAUGCUCCUCCACUUUCCACCGGAGGAUACUUUCUUAUAGCUCACGGAUUCUGGUCGGACGAAGGCAGUCCAGUACUAACCACAGAACUUUGUCAGAAUCAAAAGACCUUCAAUUACUUGAUUACUUUCCCAGUAUUGCCAAACGCACGAUUCCUGGAACGUACCAAGAACCAGCACAUGUUGGUAGAACUCUGGCAAAAGUCGCCGGGUGCAGCGGAAAAACUUGUGGGCGUUACCCGACUCCCGCUACAUCAGUUUUACAUUGCGUUUCGGGACGCCCAGCUGGCGGAACAUUUGGCACGUGCCAAACUUCCCGUCAUCUCGAUCGAUGGGUGGAGCGGUAUCGGGUCGCCACUAGCCUCAGAUCCUUGUGGCCAGGUGCAGGUCGUGUUGGCCAUUGGAACAGAGAAUCAGAUCGAGUACUUCAAGCUGUCCCGUGGAUUGAAGCACACGUCGGGUGAUGCACCAGUGACCGGAAAUAUGCCGACGGUGCCGGGAGGGCAAUUGCAAGGCAUCCCGUCAGCACAAAAAUCAUCAUCAUCAACUCAAACGAAUGCACCCCCACCCGAAAACAUGGUCACUCCAUCGACUGCCCUCAGUCAACGGCGUGGCCAGGAGAAUUACCAUCCGGUCAACACAAUCAGCACCGGUAAGCAACAGUCUGAAGUGGCCAACAUGCUGUCCGCAUUCAUCGAAAACCUGGCUCAGCGGAUGCCGAUCUCCUCCGAACGUAGCACUGCUCCCUGUUACGAUCAGAACUUUGCCGAGCAAAGGAACGCACCGUCGCGUCACUCACAGGCCAAUGAUCCCCAGCUGCGGCAAACGUCCGAUCUGCUGGAAAAUCUACAGCGGGCACUAACCGAACAAGCUACUUCGACAACCGUUCCAGGGAAACCAGCUGGUUCGGCGGCUCCGAUGGUGCAAGUACAAAGAGAGAAGCUGUUCAAGGUGUGCGUAGAAAUUGAGCAGGCAGUUAAUUUACCGAAAAUGAGCGUCAGUAAAAAAUACGGCAAACGUAACAAGAACAGGAACUCCGGAACAUGUGGGGCAUCGGGUGGAAAUCAACGAACGGAAGUAGAACCUAGUGCUUACGUAACCUUUGAAGGGUAUAACUUACAGCCUGGAACGGCAAAUACGGUAAAAUCUCACGAAGGCAUUGUCUACACAACGGCCGUGGUGGAAAACUGCUCUAAUCCAACUUGGCAGAAGAAGUUCGAGGUUUCUCUGCCGGCGGAUUUAAUGAUUAAUGACGAAAAACGCUUCAUACUGAAAGUUUGGCGCAAAGCAGUCAACAACAAUGACUUGGCUAAAUGUCGGAUGGUGCCAGCACCCAUGGAGGAUGCAGUGAUUGGUUUCACCGCUGUGGAUCUGUGUGUGCUGUUGAAAGGGAUGCCUUGUAUUCUUGGCUGGUACAACAUAAGAGAUUUUUCGGGCCGAUGUAACGGACAAAUUAAGAUCAAUAUCACUCCAUUGGAAAACGUCACAACACUCUGCCAAAGUUCAAACGAGAACGUUAAUUUCCAAAUCCCACUCUCGAUCGACGUCGAGUGUGCUGGAAUCGAUGCGGGUAAUAUCUCGCUGAGCCGCGCUCUGAAGCGAAAAUUUACUGAGCUUGAAGAAAUCACCCAACGGCUCAAGGCACGACUGUUCGAUGUGACCGGAGAUGAAAACGACGAUCCAGACGAAGAGUUCGAACGAGAUUUGAACACCGAAGCAGAUGAAGCGGAUGACGACGGUUGGGUAGACCCAGCAGAGGACACUUCCGGUCAAAAGCGUAACAGCCAGUUCCCGAACGGGGCGCUCACGAUGACCACGAAUACUUCCUCUUACUCAAUGUCAUCGGAAAGAAAGAUUCCGGAACGCAGCUUGACCGGGUGUUCGGAUCGUUCCUCGCGACAAUCUACCCGUGCUGUUGCUAUUGACCAGCUUGAGUUGGAGAAGCUUCUCAAAAAACACGACCUAGACACACUUAUUAAUCCAAAUAUUCUGAAAAAUCUGCUGAACCCAUCGAUUAUGUCCACCUCCGAGUCUACUCCCAUGAGCAAUCCAUAUGAGAACAUACCGGAGAGUGGUUCACCUGCCGGAACUAGCGAUGAUGCCGAUAUGAGUGAAGGCUCGACCGAAGCGGGUGGCUCAAUCGCUUCAGACAAGGUUAAGUUGAUUUCAUCAGCUUUGCAAAGAACGACUAUUUCGGAUGUUUGUGAACCGGCUACUAGAGCCACUACAGCAUCUUCUGGGAGCGGACAGUGCGAGACUACCGAGCAACAACAUCAACGCGAAGCACCGGAAGGAGAGCCGAUGAAGGUCAACGAUAAGUAAGUUAUUCAUAUUUCUAAAUAUUCUUGUACCCAUCAAACAGCUAUUUUUAAGACCGAUAUAAUGCUUGUAAGUCAAUUUUGGCCAACAUAUAUAUAUUAUGAUAACACACCCAGAAAUCGGUGAAAUCUCUCACUGUUAGAAUAGUAUAAUCUAAAGUAUUUGCUGGUAUUAUGAUGUCAAGAAGAAUAAAAACUACAUUGCGAAAAAUUUCAA
Molecule: messenger RNA, 4404 nt
Organism: Topomyia yanbarensis
Lineage: Eukaryota; Metazoa; Arthropoda; Insecta; Diptera; Culicidae
Exons: 5
Coding region: 154-4191 (1345 amino acids)
Biological process (GO): cilium assembly; centriole elongation
Cellular component (GO): centriolar satellite; centriole
Source: RefSeq, a predicted model, not a curated record